Messenger RNA from Gallus gallus (chicken), 3816 nucleotides. It is a transcript of the gene HERC3L, whose product is annotated as hect domain and RLD 4-like. The transcript is spliced from 23 exons. Lineage: Eukaryota; Metazoa; Chordata; Aves; Galliformes; Phasianidae. The coding region runs from base 69 to 2900 and encodes 943 amino acids. Gene Ontology annotation, biological process: ubiquitin-dependent protein catabolic process; protein ubiquitination. The record is from RefSeq and is a predicted model, not a curated record. Gene Ontology annotation, molecular function: ubiquitin protein ligase activity.
GGGGCGGGCGGCCGGGGAGCUGUCCGCCGGGAAGCGGGAGCCGCACUCCGGCCGGUCGGCGUCGCGGGAUGGCGGGAGGGCGGCAGCGGCAGCGGCGGGCCAAGCGGCGGCAGAAACGGUUGCAGAGAGGGGCCUCGCGGAGGCCGCCUGACGACGGAGAACGCGUGUGGUUCAAGGGAAAAGAGAAGGUGUGGUGUUUGAACUGUGAUGAGACACACGUACUCGUUUGCUCCUGUGAUGGGAAGCUUUAUGAAUGCUGGACCACGGCUCCAGGCAAAACCUCUAAGCUAAGGCUGGUGAAAGAACUGGAAAACAACGAUAUUGUUCAAAUAGCCUGUGGAGACCAUCACUCCAUGGCGCUGUCCAGAGGAGGCAGUCUCUUUACCUGGGGCCAGAAUACCCAUGGACAGCUUGGAGUGGGGAGCCAAGACCCGCUCAUCUCCAAACCGCAGCUGGUGAAAGGCCUAAAGGGCAUCCCACUUGCUCAAAUUGCUGCUGGAGGAGCUCACAGCGUUGUUGUGUCACUCUCUGGAGCUGUAUACUCCUGGGGAAAGAAUGAUUUUGGACAGCUGGGACUUGGACAUACAGAAGACAGGGACUGCCCAUCAUACGUUGAAGCAUUAGAACACUGGAAGGCUGUAUUUAUCUCAUGUGGGGAAGACCACACUGCAGUUCUCUCCAAGAAUGGCUUGGUGUUCACCUUUGGAGCAGGAGGGGCUGGCCAGCUUGGUCACAACUCCACCCGGAAUGAAUUUAGACCUCGCAUGGUGGCUGAACUGUGGGGAGCAAGAGUUUCACUGGUUGCCUGUGGAAGGCAGCACACCCUGGUCUAUGUCCCAUCUUUGGACAAAGUCUAUUCAUUUGGUUCUUAUGAAGGACAGCUGGGAAGUGAGAGAAAAGCUAAUCAGUUGAUACCACUGCCCAUCAAUUCACCAGUGGAUAAUGGGAAAUAUUGUCAGGAAAACACAUCACAAAAUGUGAUUGAAACUACUGCAGAAGGAAGGGAAAAUAUCGUUGACCUUCUCUUUAAGAAAAGGAAUUCCUACCCUGUGAAUGGAAUUGCCACUCUGGAGAGGAAAGAAGUGAAUGCAUGGGUUUCUAAUUCCUGUUCAGAACAUUGGAAGAUUAUAAAAAAGAAUAUCGGACUGAUCUUCUCAUCUGAGGCUUGCAUCAAUGGAAGUUUCUUGGAUAAAAGGGGCAAACAUUUCAAAACUUCCCAGGAAAUCUCAGGUGUAGACAUGGCAGAAGUGCUAAGCUUUUGUAAGAAGAUCAGCAAGAAUGUAGAAGUCUACCAGGAGGUGCACGAGGAGAUACAUAAUUUACUGCCAUCAUUGUCUUCUUCUCCUGUUUCACCUGAAAAUUUCAGAGUCUACUUGAUCUUGCCUUUCCUUCUGCAGCAAAAGGAUGUCAGAUCUUACAGUACCCUCAAGCUGCUAGCAGAAGCUAUCCUGAGGCUCCAGCAGAAGGACCUGCAAACUCUUGAAUGCCUGUGGUCAAAUCUAGAAAAAGUCUUUUUCAAGAAGCUGGUUUUUCUAUUUAAGAUGGCUUCCCUGUACUCUCUGAUGGAACGUCUCAUGUGCAAUUUCUCUGUGCAACACCCACAAGAAAUAGAGGCUCUGCAAAUACUGCAGAUUCUUUACCAGGUGAACUCCAGAGCUGGUUUCAGGCUACAAGACAACCAUUUCUAUAUACCUGAAAUGGGAGACCUUGUCCUUCGUUUUUGCACCAGUGGCAGAGAUCUGACAGUGCUGAUUAAAUAUCCCUGCAUUUUUGACAUGGAGGCCAAGCUGCUGAUUCAUUCUUCAGAAUGCAACAGACUGUUUUUCAGCAUUCCUCCAGGGUUACCAUACAUGUUCCAGAAACAGUGGACGUUUCCUGUCAGGAGAGAAUACCUUCUGCAUGACAUACGGGAUCAUUUACGAAACGCGACGAACAGCCAAUUCAGGCAUUUCUUAGACGUGUACUUCGAAGGCGAAGAAGGGGAAGGAGUCGGGCUGUGCCGGGAGCUCUUCGCCGUCGCCGCCAAGGAACUCUGCGAUCCCCAGAGCGAUGUCUUCCGCCACUUCCCCUCCACGCUGAUCUGGUUCCCCACGCAGGUGUCAAGCCACGAUGACACGUUUCUCCUGGUUGGCACCUUCUUCGGAAUGGCCUUGUAUAACCGUUGCCAGACUCCCUUCCCCUUCCCCAGGGCUCUCUUCAAGAAGAUGCGGGAUGUCGAGCCGACCCUGGAGGACCUGGAGGAGCUGAUGCCAGCAGUCGGCAGGAAUCUUAAGAACAUUUUGAAGGAAGAAUCUGAGCAUAAGCUUGAAAGCCUACACAUGACCUUUGUGCAAAUGGAAGAAGGAGGUUCUGUGGUUGAGCUUAAAAAAAACGGUGCCAACAUUCUUGUCACAAAGCAUAACAGGAAGGAAUUUGUUGACUUGUAUGUGAAUUACACAUUGAAUGAAUCAGUACGGAAGCCAUUUGAAGACUUUAUGCGAGGUUUUUUAAGAGGCUGCCCAGUGGAAAGCUGGAAGAUAUUUCUCCCUGAUGAGCUCCAGGUUGUUCUCAUGGGACCCACAAAUUAUGACUGGCAUCUGCUAAAGAAGAAUGUGAAGUAUGUGUACUAUGAAGCGUCACAUCAAACCAUCAAGAAUUUUUGGACUGUGUUUUACAAGCUCCCAGAAGAAAAAAAGAAAAAGUUUCUUGCGUUUUUAACAGGAUCUGAUCGAGUCAUUCCCAAAGGACUUCAUUUUGUACUUUCUAUUGAAGACCCUCUGUGUGAAAAUCCAGAUAAUUCAUAUCCUUUUGCCCGUACCUGCAGCUGCACUCUCUUCCUCCCCAGGUACAGCAGUAAAGAAAUACUUGAGGAAAAAUUACUCUCUGUCAUAGAGUAUAGUGAAGGUUUUGGCUUGCGGUAGCUCUUGGUCAGGAGCACGUUAAAGCACAAACAAGAAAACAAGUGGUUGUCUCACUUGUAAUGUUUUUCCUGAUUUAUUCUGGUGUAGUGAUUUCUAUUCUGCCUUAUUUUUACUGCACUUUAUAAAAACUCUUCAGUGGGUGUAUUCAACUGAGAAUGUUUACUGAUUAAAAGUCCUUGCGAGAGGCAACUUGGUAACCAAUUAUAUUUACAGAGAUGCUCAUCCUGCACUUUAGUAGUCUUAUUUAAUUGAUGAGCUUUCAACAGUAAGGCUUCUGUUAUUUGUAUGUUACCAAACACACAGCCAGCACAUGCUAAGCAGCAAUCAUUGCAGGAGGGAGCUAGGGUAACAUUUUGAUCUGUAUUAGUUAAGGAUUCUUUUGGAGAAUAACCCACUCUAAGGAGCCAUGUUCCUUCAGACUGUGAAUUGAGGAGCAGCCCGUACUUGCCUGAAUACUGCCUUUGAGUUAUCUGAGAGAAGUUCCAAGGAUGAGGACUUGAUCGUUCCUAGAGUUUCUCAAGACAAUUCUCUAUUUGUAAGGCAUUAAUGGAUGUUUUAUUAGUCAGUGUUUGUCGUGUUGAUUUGCAUCUUCUAAGGAGUUGGCUGGUAAUUAAAUAAAAGAGAAUUUUAGGCCUGCAGAACAGCUCUGAUACAGAACCUUGUGAACAUGAGGCUUGCAAGGCUGCUGGAAGCUCUCUGCCAAAAGUGACACUUAGCAACAGCAGGCAGCAUGUAAAGGCAGGAGGUUUAUUUUUUUCUAUAUGUUUCACUUUAUGUAAAAUACAUAUAUUUGUUUAGAGACAACAGUCAUGAUUUUUCAGCAGUCUUCUUUCAUUUCUCAUAUUGUCAGAGGACAUACAUGUGUAACGAAGGCUUUUACUGUGCUAAAUUAAUUGAUUAAAUUUCUACACUCGUG